UUUCGCUCCUAUGGCUUCCGGCCUCGCCGCCUCGCCGUCGCGUGAAACCUCGUAAAACCCUAGGCACCGAGAUGGCCGCCGCGACGGCGACGGCGACCGCGACCGCUCCAGUGUUCGUCUAUUCCUCUUCCCUCUCGCGCCGCGGCUUCCUCCCGCUCCCUCGUCGCGCCGGCCGGCCCCUGGCCCUCCCGCUCCGGCUCGUCGCGUCGUCCAUGAGGCGGCGGCGCGGCGGCGCGGUGGUGGUCGCGUCGGACGCGGCGGCGGCGGCGGGGAGCGCGGAGUUCGGCGACGAGGAGAACCCGUACGAGCUUCUGGGCAUCAGGCCGCUCGAUAGCUUCGACCACAUGAAGAUGGCCUACAAGAAGAAGCGCAGGGACGCGGAGGAGACUGGAGACGAGGAGUUCCUGGCUAAGUUGGACAGGGCGUACGACACUGUCAUGAUGCAGCAGCUGCAGUAUCGGAAGAAGGGAGUCACAUACGGGUCAGUUCAGGUGUCAAAGGAUAUCAAGUAUGCUGACAAUCAACCAAUAGUGCCUUGGGGACCUAGAUUCUCCAGAUCAACAGUUAAGGACAUGCGCAUAAAUAUGGCACUAUCUGCAGCAUUUGUUGUUUGGAUAGCUAUAAUGGGCAAUGCAGACUGGAAGCCUUUGCAGUUCCUAUGUUUUGCUUUCUUCUACAGAAUACUACAGAAGCUACGAGCUACUGAACCACCAAUCACUCCAAUAUACAAUGAGUAUGGUGAGGUUGAAGGGCGGGGGAUACGAAUGGCAAAAAGAGUAGUCCGAGCUUUGGGUUUGAUAUUUGGAUGUGUAUUCACUGCAUCCCUGGGUUAUACAGCAGCAGUUAACGUGAUUGAGCUUUCAUUGCAGUAUACUCCCCGUAUUGUUUAUUACUACCAGGAGUUGAUUGUUACCGCGGCUGCAUCUGUUCUACUUUACAUCACAGCUUCAUACUACCGAUAAACAAUCUAGGAGUAAUUGUGGCCUGGGUUCGACGACCUUGGGACGUUAGGAUGUGCGGAGCUUCAUUGAGGCAUUCGUUUGGAGUGGUGUUACCUUGUGCAUUACGCGAAAGCUAAGAAUCCACAAAUUUUGGAGUACACUGAACUUUUGAGGCAGAGAGCUUUGGGUGCAUUUUAUCUGAGCAAUCGGCACCCACUGGGCAAAACGCUGAUGGCCGGUGAAAAUAUUUCAUGUGCAUAUUUCGACAGCUAUGUUAUGUAUGAAGAUUGUAUCAGAUCCAUGUUAGGACUUGAUUAUUA
Molecule: messenger RNA, 1261 nt
Organism: Phragmites australis (common reed)
Lineage: Eukaryota; Viridiplantae; Streptophyta; Magnoliopsida; Poales; Poaceae
Product: protein CHLOROPLAST J-LIKE DOMAIN 1, chloroplastic-like
Exons: 10
Coding region: 72-962 (296 amino acids)
Cellular component (GO): chloroplast membrane
Source: RefSeq, a predicted model, not a curated record